Vigna unguiculata (cowpea) is the source of this 839-nucleotide messenger RNA. Its product is annotated as EPIDERMAL PATTERNING FACTOR-like protein 2. Gene Ontology annotation, biological process: guard cell differentiation; stomatal complex development. The record is from RefSeq and is a predicted model, not a curated record. Lineage: Eukaryota; Viridiplantae; Streptophyta; Magnoliopsida; Fabales; Fabaceae.
GUUUAUGAAUUGAUGGGGAAAUAAUAAGGGUAAUAAAAGAGGUGAGAGUGAGGGAUCGGUUUUGUAUAAUAGGGGUGGCAUUCAAUAUCUGACCCACGUUUGGGACACCUUUUUCAGAAUUUCAGCUGCACUGCUUUCUCUUCUGCCACAUAUCCCUCACUCUCUCUCUUUGUCACACUGUUCUUUUCCACCAUCAUUUUUCAUCCAUCAAGCUGUUAUUAGUAUUUAGUUACACUCAAAACAAUUUACUGAAUCCUUUCUUCUGCAGUCUCUUUCCCCUGAUGAGAAGAUGGGGUUAACUCAAGUCUGUGUCUCCUGCCACAACUAUAGACAAACCCUCCUAUGCUUCAUUCUCUUUGCUAUUCUAUUCACGGCCAAAGCAAGACCAGUUUCUUCCACUCUUGCAGAACCUGCUCAGAUGGUUGUGGCAAAAUCUCAGAUAGGUUCUAGGCCUCCCAAGUGUGAAAAAAGAUGCAGUACUUGUGAGCACUGUGAAGCAGUUCAAGUCCCGGUUACACCUCAAAUUCAAACUCAUAGAAGUCAUUAUUCACCUGCAAAAGCAACCGUGGUUGUUUCUAUCUCAUCAAGAGGUGAUGACCUUUCAAAUUACAAGCCAAUGUGUUGGAAAUGCAAGUGUGGGGAUCACCUUUUCAAUCCAUAAAGGGGGAACUGGCAUACAUAUUUGCUUGGGAAUCAACAAUUCAAAAAAUGUGUAUGAUUUCAAUUAUUUACAUAUCAAUUCCUCUUCAUGCUUGUAUAUUGUAGAUAUUUGGCAAUUAUAGUCCAUAGUUGUGGCUUCCAUUUGCUUAAAGUUAAACCACUUUGUUUUUUUUUUGUUA